CUUGGGAGAAGCAUUUACUACUGGUGUGUCGCAAAAUAAUGUUUUAAAGUAACCGAUUUCACAUACCAUUCAUGAAAGUUAUCUUACGUUAACGUUACAUAUUUAGCCAGCCAACUAUCAGCUAGCCAUGUGUAUGAGUUGGUUGCCUAACAACCUUCUUGCCUUUUAUAUGCAGGGUCCCUCCUAGUCACCACUAACGUACUUUCUCCGUGCUAUAAUUGUACCUAUCUAUCCUGUUAACCAGAUUUCCCACGAAGGCUAACGUUUUUGUUUAUUGGGCAUCUAAGACGAGUGUACGUGAGGUCAUGAGCUGUGCUAUCGUUAACAUUAGAGCAGCGUUAUCGUUUGAGAGUGAAGUUUGCUUUGCUCAUAUUUUCCAUUUGCUUCGGAGUAACGUUUGGCAAAUUACCAUAGCUAGCGCCAGCUAGUGUUAAGAUUGUGAUUAUUUCCAUACAUUAGUUCUGACUUUGACAUCUCGUACUUAACUUUCAUGGUAAACCCCGUAAUCCAGUGGUGGAGGCGAAUAUUGGCGAUUUAAUGUUACCGGAGGUGGGUAGAAAGCACCAACAUUCUGAGAAAAUGGCUUUGGACGAUGGUGUGCCUUAUUUGGAAAUGAGGACUAGACCCGACGAUUCUUCAAAGGAAAACGUGCCCGUGGAGACAUCAUCUCAAUCGAUGCUGCGCAAAGAUGACAGCGUUGGCCUUAGUUUGCCUUUAGGCGAAGAGUACGAGAGGAAGAAGCAGAGGCUUAAACAAGAGCUUCGUAUGGACUACAGACAAUAUGUGUCGCAGAAAAAGGACUUUCACUCUGCAGAGGCGCUUGCUGCACCACAGGAACUUUCUCUCCCUAUUAGAGAAAGGAGAUCUGCCAAGGCACGGCUAAGAGAUGAGCGGAACAAAGAGUACAAUGCCUUUCUUAUACACAAAGGAAAACAGGCUGUAACCAGAACAUUGCCAGAUUCCUGGAAGGUACAACAUCAAGACCCCCUUUCACCUCCCCUGCCAAAACCUAACCCGGUCAGCCCACCCUCGCUCAGUGACCAGAGGGGUCCUCUCGCAGAGAGGCGGUCUUCCAGAAGAGACGCCGCCACUCUCACAGACCUCCGAACAGAGGACCCCGCACCCCGCAGACGCGGGGGGGCACCCCCUGUGCGCUUCGACAGGAAUCCCCGGCGGCUCAGGUACUAUUACUACAACUCAGACGAGGACCUGAGCUAUGGGGAGGAAGAGGAGGAGUACGAGGAGGAAGAUCUAGAUUACGUGUCCAGGAGGAGACCCAGGCCUAGAGAGCUGGUUGGUUACUCGGGGAAGAGGGAGAGGAGAGUCCAUCGCCACAGACCGGACAGAAUUGUCCAGGAGAGGCGGGAGGUGCAAGCCCCCAUCCUCCGAGCGGAAGAACACUUCGAGGAGAGCAGGCGGAUGCUGUCAGCCAUAGUUAACCCUAAUCCGCAAGCAGAACCAGCGCCAGCGAAGACCAGCGUGAGGUCCAGAUCGGUGGCCAACAAGAACAUGGCCGAGUUCUCCACAGGGCUCAACAUAGGGACGGCGGAGGGGGACGUGGCCCAACAGAGGAGGAAGGAGCGCUACAGGCAGGAGCUGCUGGAGCAGAUGGCCGAACAGCAGCAGAACAAGAAAAAGGAAAAAGAACUAGAACUCCGAGUUGCUGCAACAGGAGCUGUAGACCCAGAAAAACAGCCUGACCGGAUCAAGCAGUUCGGGGCUGUGAACCGGGAGUACGAGGGGAAGCGGCGGAGGGACGUUCCCUAUCGGCCCGGCCAUGCGCUGGACUCCCUGGGGGGCGACUCAGCCAGGAAGCCCCCAGAGGAGAGGCCUGCUGUGGGCAUGGAGGAGCGGCUGCCCCCUGAGAGGCCACGUGUGGCCUUCCAGUCCCCCCCACUGGUGGACUACAGCACCAGCCUGGCCCAGCUGGCUGCGGCUAGGGGGAGCAGGGUGGAGCCCGGGGGGGGCAUGGGGGCCCCCAUCAACAUGGAGUUCCACAGGAACCUCUCGGGCACGCUGGGAGAGAUGAUCGCACCUAGGAUCACCGCUGGCCCUCCUCCUGUUCCGCCCACCCUGGCCGAUGCCUACCGCACCCCCUAUGAUGACGCCUACUACUACUACGGAGCCAGGAACCCGCUAGACCCCAAUCUGGCCUACUAUGGUGCUGGAGCUGGAGCUGUUGGCAUGCCUUCUUACCCUCACCUGCCCCUGGGGAUGCCCCAGUCUUUGAAGUCUGGCCAGUCAGCAUUUCUCACACAAGUGCCUAGUCAGCUUGGCAUGACCCCCGCUGGGCUGGGUGUCUUUGCUGUAGACAGAUCCAAACAAUCCAAGGAGAACGCGCUGAGCUACCAGGAUGCGCUCAAACAGCAGAUCCGUGAGCGGCAGCAGCGUAAGAUGCACGAGCAAGACGAACGGGAGCGCUGCGAUGCCAAACUGGAGGCCGACAUGAAGAACUACGACCCCUGGGGACGGGGAGGUGGGGGAGCCCCCCUCAAGGACAACCACGGCAACCUCAUCAGUGACUUAAAGCGUAUGCACCAGUCCAACGAGGAGGCCUACUUGAACCCAGAAUCCCGCCGGGGUACGGGCACCAUGGGUAGGAACGACCCGACGCCACGGGAGGGCAGGAGCGACCCGAUGCCACGGGAGGGCAGGGUCGCCUCUCCCCAUAAGAUGGCAGGUUAUCUUCAUGGUCAGGCCACAUCUCACGCCCGGGGCAACGUGUUCAGGGACGACGCGCCGACACUACAGCAGCUGCACCAGCAGGACCAGUACAAGGAGUACCUGAGGCAGCAGAUUGCGGAGAAGAGGACUAAGGAUGCAGAUGAGAGGGAGCGCCAGCGUUUGGAGGACGAGAGGGAGGAGAAGAGGCUGGAGGAGCAGAGGGCCCAGAUCCAGAGGGAGUACGAGGAGGAGCAGGGCAAGAAGAAACGCAAAGAGAUGGAGCAAAUAGCCAAGAACGAGGAGUUGGUGCGGCAGGCGGAGGAGAGGAGAAAAGAGGCGGAGAGGAAGAACAAGGAGGAAGAUGACCGAGCCAGCGAGUCCCUGAGGUCGCAGUACGAGCGAGAGAGACAGACCCGACAGGAGGAGGUGAAGAGGGAACCGUCUCCUCCCAUCCCAGCCCUGCAGAAGAAAUUGGGGCACCAGCGUACCCCCAGACCCCCCUCCGCAGACAGCCGCCACUCAGCGAGCGCCUCCACGGUUUGUUCCCUCUCUGCCCCCCACUCCCCACCUGUGCCUGCUCGGCGGAAUCAGCUCCGAGCCAAAGAGGAGAAGCAGUCUGUGAUCAGUGAGCUGUCUGCACUGAGCAGGCAGUUACGCAAUGAGCAGAGAAGGCUGGAGAGACAGAGACUGCAGACGGAGAGAGAAGACAUGUUCACCCCGCCCGAUAGGCAUAGAGAGCGCCCUCCGGUGGACGUGUUUGAUAUGGCGCGACUCCGCAUGCAGGUGUCGGCCAAGGUGCCAUCCUCCAGAACACAGGGGCCAGUUAACGUCCAGAACAUCCACGACUUUAACAAGCUCAAGUACAGAGACAGUGCGUCCCGUGAGGAGGUGCGUCAGGCGUACCCAGACCCCCCGUGUGAUGAUCCCAGCCUGGAGCUCCAGCAGCAGGCUCUGCUACGCCAGCAACAACACAAGAUCAACAACAUGAGGAAAGAGAAACCAGAUUACUUCAAUCUCUCAACUCCAUUCAAGCCGCCCCGUCGUCAGGUGGAGGUGGAGUCUGUUCAAGAUGGCUCCAGACCUGCACUUCUGCAGUCAGAGAGUGCCUUUAUUGACUCCCACGAGGGUGAGUUCCUCGAGUCCCGAGUGGAGCGGCGAGAGAGGCAGAGCUCAGCGCGGGAGAGGAGGCGAUUGGCUCGGAGGAUGGAGUUUGAGGAAGAUCUGGAUGCUCCGCCUGGGCAGAGUGAGGCAGACAGACAGACGGACACAGAGUCUCUCCGCAGCCUGAACGUGGAGAGGGUGAGGGAGCGCAACCAGCAGAGGAUGAGACGACUGGAGGGCAUGAGCAAGCAGAGCGCCCUAUCAGGUGAGCUGUUCGCUGACGAGGAUGACGAGUUCUGGCAGCCGCCUUCCCCUCCCGCUCUGGACAGGCGUGUCUCCGUGGAUACGGUUGCCACAGAGCCCUGGCUGAGACCCAGCACCACGGAAACCCUGAAGAAUUUCCUGGCGGGGCGAAGACCGCUCAGCAAGGAACCCGUGACUGAGGACUGGGAGGGUCCCUCCACGUACCACGGGUGACCCCAGAACAGCCACCCUAACCUUAAACCCAGGUGCCUGAGGCCUGCCGCCUACCAAGGCUGGUCCCAGAUCACCUACGCUGGAGCCUGAGGCCUCUAUUGACCAGUAGAGUUUGCACUGUAUUCAUGAGCCAUUGACCCUGUUGCGCAUAACCUCAGAGCCAAAGAACACUGUUAUUAUUUAACGUCCAGAUACCAGACCUUUAAUAUCUGUCUGUUUAGUGUCUGUUAACUUUCUCUUUUAAAUAUGCCUGUUGCUGUUAAUUUAAUUCGUAUUUUCUCAUGUGUGCUAAAAAUGGACUGUCACUCGUAGCCUAAGCAGGUUGAUGCCCCUGGUCCACUGGCGACAGGAAUAGCAUCAGCGAGUGUGCGUGGCCUUCAGUACAAAUCAUUCACCUCAACCUCCUGUGCUUUUGUUUGUUUGUGUGCCUGCGUGCAAAACCUUGUUCUUGUUCCCUCUCUCUAUUGUUGGUGCCUCUUCUACUGCACGAAUGUCAUGAAGAAAUAUUUUACAGACCAAUUUUGUGGGUUUUUUAAUGUGCUUUUCAUGUUUUUAGGAAAAGAAUCAACAUUAAUCUAUUCAGAUGUUUAUUAGAUGAAAUAAAAGCCUAUUUUUAAUAAUGU
Molecule: messenger RNA, 4865 nt
Organism: Clupea harengus (Atlantic herring)
Lineage: Eukaryota; Metazoa; Chordata; Actinopteri; Clupeiformes; Clupeidae
Gene: cspp1a
Product: centrosome and spindle pole associated protein 1a
Biological process (GO): positive regulation of cytokinesis
Cellular component (GO): centrosome; microtubule; spindle pole
Source: RefSeq, a predicted model, not a curated record